Molecule: messenger RNA, 1626 nt
Organism: Drosophila pseudoobscura
Lineage: Eukaryota; Metazoa; Arthropoda; Insecta; Diptera; Drosophilidae
Exons: 2
Coding region: 439-1302 (287 amino acids)
Source: RefSeq, a predicted model, not a curated record
UGUAUAUAAUAAAAUAAAAAUUUAAAUAUGAAAUUAAAUGAAGAUUGAUAACCUACUUCAUGGGUACCCAUUUCACUAGCUACUACAUGGGUACUCAUUUCACUAGCUACUAGACGAGUACCCAUAUCACUAGUUCGGGGGUGAACGAUGUGGUGUCACUGGUCCCCAUGUCGUAGGACAUUGCGGGUAAAAAUGGAAAUGAUGAAAAGCAUUGUUAAGGGUUAGUAAAGAAAGUACCCCUGGUCUGUUAGGGAGUGGUGAUAUCACCACCUCCGAACUAGUUCCCAGUACUGCUGGGAUUGUUUUUUGUCCAGUAUGUAUGUGUGCAUGCAAUAAAGCAAAGCAAAUAUGCGAAAACAUAACGGUACGGUUUGGUACAGACUUCUCGUUUGUCAAAUGUGAGUGGUUAAAGUGAAUGAAGAAGAAGAAGAAGUAAAAAUGUCGUUCAAUAUUAAUUUUAAUUGUGGCCCCCCCCCGGUCGGCCAAAAUGUAUAUAAAAUUGGAGAAUUGGAAGGGGAGAAGAACAUUAUUACAAAAGAAUCUAUACUGGAAUGUAUAAAUUCUCUGCCGAAGUGCGAAAAUUUGACUCUGCAGCAAAAGCCAGAAGUCGGUUGCCAGCAGACGGCCAAUGCUGAUGAUAGCUUUGAUUGCUCCAAUCUGACAGCAGCACAGUUGGAGCAGUUGGCCCUACUGACGGCCGCAGCCAACCCUGGGCAAUCCAGCGUCAGUUUGAUGGUGAUGAUUCCCGUCGAAAGUUUGUUGGACAUUGUUCAGGUACUGUCUGGCAUCGCGGCCCAGAUAGUAUCCAUGUCGUCAACCGUAUUAAAGGGGAAUUCCAGCAAGGGAACAACUUCCGAGGUGCCAAUCUGGGUGGAUGCAGGAGUGGGCGUGCCGCCCAGUGUCGGCAAGAUAGAUAUGGAGAUGUACCCGUCACCACAACAAGAAGAGCAUUAUUACCCCCAGCAUAUGGCGGCACAGGAGGACAAAUAUCAACAAUCGCCCGCAGACAAACCGAGUGUGGUGGUGCAGACACAAUCAAAAUCGACCCAUAAUCCGAGUUUUCGCAUCCUGGAACAUGUCAUAAUUCCAUCCCAGCAGCCGGGCAGCAUUGGCAGCCUCUGCAAACAAGAGCAACAGCAGAAGGCGACUACCGCUGGAGGCAGUGCCCAGUGCUACUGGCGCGUCGUUGCUGUUGGCUUGCGGUUCUCGUCGUUUCUCUUCUGCCGCUGCUGCGUCGAUGCUGUCGGCUUGCGGUUCUCGUCGUUUCGUUCUUUUCAUUGCCGUUGUUUUGUUGCUUGCUGACUUACGGUUCUCGGCGUUUUCGUCGUCUCUCGUUUGCCGCUGCUGCGUCGUUGUUGUUGGUUUACCGACCCUGAAAAGUCAGUGGCGUCUGCCGUGAAAAUAAAAGGCUACAUGGGGCUCAGAUACCCCUCGGGCCGUAUAAUAACAAAUUAAAAACAUGUAGCCUUUCCCCCCUCGCCCUUAACCUAAAACUGCAAAGUCAAUGCUUAAAUCUAGAGAACAAGGAAAGGUCAAAAUCUUAAUUAUAAUAAGGAAACGUAGCUUAGGAUCCCUCCAGUAGAAAAAUGACGGCGAAAUGAUGGGCGAAAAAAAUGUGGGUGGAGC